Nicotiana tabacum (common tobacco) is the source of this 989-nucleotide messenger RNA. RefSeq lists its product as uncharacterized. The record is from RefSeq and is a predicted model, not a curated record. NCBI's taxonomy places the organism in Eukaryota, Viridiplantae, Streptophyta, Magnoliopsida, Solanales, Solanaceae.
GUGGAGAGACUUGAGGGGAACCCAUAUGCUAGGCUUAUGAAAAAAGAUGAUGUUGAUAAAAACAGCAUUAGAACAUUUUCUGUAUGUCUUUAGAAAUUGGUGUGGCUGUCAGAUGGUGUUGGUUCAUGCUUGUUGAAGGUCAAGAAUAGUACUGCUUCGGAAAGGGAACAGCAAACUUCAUGGAUGAGUAAGAGGAAAUGCAGACUUUCUUGUUCGAAGACUACUUGGAAAGCAGGCUAUUCGCCCUCUAACACAGCUUUCUAGGCAUACACUUGGAAUUGCUGAUUUCAAGCGACAAGAGAUGAUGCCCCCCAGGACAGCAACUGGGUGCUGGGUAAAUAUAACUGUUUGGACAAAGAAGUUGGGCAUGCGGCCACUAGUUGUUGACUAUAAUUUUAAUCCAUGUUAGCUGCCAGUGGUGUAAUGUGUAAUCAACCCCAAUUUAUGCUUCUCAUGUUGGUUGAAAAUAUGCUGUACACUAUGGUUUAUAAGCAUGCCUUUAAGCGUCCUAUUUAGCAACUUCUUACUAUGACUCUCUGGUGUUUCUCUUCUUCAACAAUCUUUUUCUAUUAAGGGGGAGUUAUAGUACAGAGAGAGUUUUCCUCAGGGAAGGUGAUCAAUUGUGUAUUAUUUUGCUUGUUUACUUACGUAACUGUCAAAUGGUGGUGAUAUUACACGGUGUUACUACAAUAGCAGGAGGUUAUUCACUAAUACCAGGCCGUGCUGAUGGACCUGGAUUAAAUGCCUCAUUUUCAGAUGAUUUUGAACUUUCUUUUGUUCCUGAGAGAUGCACUUUAAUGAUCUCUGACCGUGGCACUAAGUUAGUCCGCGAAAUACAGCUUAAGGCCGAGGAUUGCUCAAGAAAUUCUCAUUCUGCUCUAAGAGCAGUUUCUACAUGGUUCUUAACCGUGGGGCUUCCCUGCUUGGUCUGCUUGAUUCUCGGGUUCCCAGCUACAAAUGCUCACAUAUUCUCUAAUGGAACUUUCUAG